Messenger RNA from Pseudomassariella vexata, 1454 nucleotides. Its product is annotated as Metallo-dependent phosphatase-like protein. NCBI's taxonomy places the organism in Eukaryota, Fungi, Ascomycota, Sordariomycetes, Amphisphaeriales, Pseudomassariaceae. Gene Ontology annotation, molecular function: hydrolase activity, acting on ester bonds. The transcript has 2 exons. Gene Ontology annotation, cellular component: cytoplasm. The coding region runs from base 1 to 1200 and encodes 399 amino acids. The record is from RefSeq and is a predicted model, not a curated record.
AUGUCUCCCCGAGCCGUUUUAUGUCGGCAAUCUACAAACAGCUCCGAGGUAUCAGCCCCCCUCAGAUUUACAGACAAUGGAACGUUUCAAAUAUCCAUCUUCGAAGAUCUUCACUUCGGUGAGAAUGCAUGGGAUUCCUGGGGGCCAGAGCAGGAUGUCAACUCUACCAGGGUGGUAAACGAAAUUCUUGACGCCGAGUCGCCCGGCUUGGUUGUUUUCAAUGGCGAUCUGAUCACGGGUGAGAACACAUUCUACGAGAAUGGCACCAAGUAUCUCGACCAGAUCGUAGCCCCUUUGAUCUCACGUGGCCUCUCGUGGGCUUCCACUUACGGUAACCACGACUACUCGUUUAACGUGACGGGUGCCACCAUCUUCGCGCGAGAGCAUCUUUGGCCAAACGCACGUACUCAACAAAUGGUGUCCGACGCGAACGCGGGAGUGUCGAAUUACUACUUGCCCUUGUAUGAUGCCAAGUGCUCUGACGACGAUGAAUGUGCUCCUGAGUUGCUGCUUUGGUUCUUUGACAGUAGGGGAGGUUUCCUAUAUCAACAACUCGAUGUUGACGGUAACCAGGUUGGACAGCCAAACUGGGUAGACGAGAGUGUCGUCAACUGGUUCAAUGAGACCAACACGGAGAUGGUCCAAAGGUUCAACAAAACCAUUCCCUCAUUAGCCUUUGUGCAUAUUCCCACCAAUGCGUCCCUAGCGCUGCAAGAAGCGGGUGUUGAUGCACGCACAGAGCCUGGCAUUAAUGACGACGUCCCGCUCGCCCAGCAGGCCCAGGGGUGGUGUCCCAACGGCACUGACGAUCGCACCUGUGAGUACGGUGGCCAGGAUGUCCCAUUGAUGAAGGCCAUCACUUCGACGGCCGGCUUGAUGGCGGUCUUCUCUGGGCACGACCACGGCGAUACCUGGUGCUACAAGUGGAACUCACUGUUACCGGGUCUGUCGGUUACAGGAAAUGGUGUCAACCUAUGUUUUGGUCAGCAUUCUGGUUAUGGCGGCUACGGCAGUUGGGAGCGGGGCGCGAGGCAGGUUUUGAUUACCCAAUCCAAGUUAAAGGAUCUUGAGGUUGACACAUGGAUCCGUCUGGAGUCGGGCAACGUCGUUGGCAGUGUAUGUCUUAACUCUACCUAUGGCCAAGACACGUAUGCAGAGACGCCCGAUACUACCAAACAACAUGCCCUUGAAAGGCAAUAGGCUGGUACUCAUCAGUCUAUGAGGACUGUCUGGCUGUCAUGGCACCACCCAACCUCACACACCAUCACAGCGUGUGAAGGAUAUCAAUCAGCGUCUAGCUAGUAUCCGUGCAAUAUGUAUCUGAACCCAAUUGCAUACUAUGCAGUCCACAAGUUAGCUUGCCCAGCCAAGUUCAGACCGUUAAGAUAUGAAGAUUGGUAACCUGGAUCUGACCUCGCUUGGUGAAGCCAACAUGACCAUUUGCCUGCUCAAUG